AUGUGACCAUUGAACAUUCAACUGCAGACACUCACUCCGCAUAGCUGUCACCGUCAAGCUGAAGAACAUUCGCUCAUUCCGAGUGCUCUUGCGUGCUGCGCGCUUUGAGUCGUUUUGGAGAUUACGCCCGCAUCGACAAACUCGCAUCAACUCCUCUUUCUUCACCUCUUCAAUCCGCGCCAGGGCACUCACAAAUAUGGCCAGCCUGGACGAGGUCACCAAGAGCUUGGUCUCGAAGUCCUUCCCAGAAGCGAAAGAUCUGAACGAGGAUGCGGCCAAGCUCUCAUCUACCCUCUUUCCUGAAGCAGACUACACGAGUACGGAUAAAGCAGAGAUAGAGCAAUGGCUCAUCACGUCCAACCACAUCGCCUCUCCAACCGAAGACAGCGCGAAAACGGCCGAACGCCUUUCCUCCCUCAAUACCCACCUAUCCACCCGCACGACCCUCCUCGCAUCGAAACCCAGCAUUGCUGACGUCGCCAUGUACUCCCGUCUCGCACCCGUGGUCAAGGGCUGGUCAGAUGAGCAGAGGACUGGCGAGCAAGGCUACCACCACAUCGUGCGCUUCGUAGACUUCGUGCAAAACGCACCGUUGUUCGGACUCAACGUGGACGCGGCGGAAAAAGUCAACAUCGACCCGGAGAAAGUCGUCAGCCCUAUCAAGCCGGUCGAUGCAAAGGCGGAGAAGGAGAAGCGGAAAAAGGAGAAAGCACUUGCUGCCGCUGCUGGUGCAACGACCGCAGCAGCCGCCGGCGCAACAGUCACCACAGCUGCAAGCGAAGAAGCACAGAACGCCGAGAAGACCAAGUCUACAAAGGAGAAGGCGAAGGAUGUGGGUGACAAAGUCGCCGCGGCCGUCGGAGCCGAAGUACCCGGCGUCAGCAAGAAGAAAGAAAAGCAACCCAAACAGCCCAAAGCCGCGCCAGCAGCUGAGAAACCCUUUUCUCCCUCCCUCAUCGAUCUCCGAGUCGGCCACAUCCUGAAAGCCGAGCGCCACCCCAACGCCGACAGCUUGUACGUCAGCACAAUCGCAUGCGGUGAUCCUGCCGGUACAGAGAACACGUCCGAGUACGAAGGACAGGUCGUGCGGACAGUCUGCUCUGGCCUCAACGGGCUCGUACCGCUGGAGGAGAUGCAGAAUCGCAAGAUUAUCGCUGUCUGCAACCUGAAGCCGGUGACGAUGCGCGGCAUUAAAUCCGCUGCCAUGGUCCUGGCCGCGUCGCCUCGCGGCGAUGAUUCCCACGCCGGACCGGUGGAGCUCGUCAACCCCCCCGCUGCUGCUGCGGCAGGCGAGCGUGUCUUCUUCGAGGGCUGGGAGGGCGAGCCGGAAGCGCAGUUGAACCCGAAGAAGAAGGUGUGGGAUGACUGUCAGGUGGGAUUUACUACAACCGAUGACAAGGCUGUUGGCUUUGAUCCUACGCAAGUGGAGAAGCUGAAGGAGAGUGGGAAGAACACGGUGGCGCUGUUGAAGACGAAGGAGGGCUUGUGUACGGUGAAGAGUCUGACGGGCGCUACUGUGCGAUAAGUACGCGCCUGUAGUUGAGUGCUGUCCAGGUUUACAGCCCUUAGAUGCAUGUCUGUACGCUACAUAAUCCACGCCCAAAUGACAAGCUCAUU
This is a messenger RNA of Neohortaea acidophila, 1617 nucleotides long. RefSeq lists its product as uncharacterized. The transcript has 2 exons. Lineage: Eukaryota; Fungi; Ascomycota; Dothideomycetes; Mycosphaerellales; Teratosphaeriaceae. Gene Ontology annotation, cellular component: methionyl glutamyl tRNA synthetase complex. The record is from RefSeq and is a predicted model, not a curated record. Bases 197 to 1525 code for a protein of 442 amino acids. Gene Ontology annotation, molecular function: tRNA binding.